AUGCCUGAAGAGCGCGGUGGAGAGAACAGUGGAGAGCACGGUGGAGAGAAUGGUGGAGAGAACAGUGGAGAGCACGGUGGAGAGAAUGGUGGAGAGAACGGUGGAGAGAACAGUGUAGAGAACAGUGUAGAGAACGGUGGGGAGAAUGGUGGAGAGCACGGUGGAGAGCACGGUGGAGAGAACAGUGUAGAGAACAGUGUAGAGAACGGUGGAGAGCACGGUGGAGAGGACGGUGGAGAGAACAGUGGAGAGCACGGUGGAGAGCACGGUGGAGAGCACGGUGGAGAGCACGGUGGAGAGAACAGUGUAGAGAACAGUGGAGAGAACAGUGGAGAGAAUGGUGGAGAGCAUGGUGGAGAGAAUGGUGGAGAGAAUGGUGGAGAGAACAGUGUAGAGAACAGUGGAGAGAACAGUGGAGAGAACGGUGGAGAGCACGGUGGAGAGGACAGUGGAGAGCACGGUGGAGAGCACGGUGGAGAGCACGGUGGAGAGAACAGUGUAGAGAACAGUGUAGAGAACAGUGGAGAGCACGGUGGAGAGAACAGUGUAGAGAACAGUGUAGAGAACAGUGGAGAGAACGGUGGAGAGCACGGUGGAGAGAAUGGUGGAGAGCACGGUGGAGAGAACAGUGGAGAGAACGGUCGAGAGCACGGUGGAGAGAACUCUGGAGAGGACAGUGGAGAGGACGGUGGAGAGAUCGGUGGAGAGGACGGUGGAGAGGACGGUGGAGAGAUCGGUGGAGAGGACGGUGGAGAGCACGGUAGAGAUCACGGUGGAGAGCACGGUGGAGAGGAUGGUGGAGAGCACGGUGGAGAGAACAGCGGAGAGAACUGUGGAGAGGACAGUGGAGAGGACGGUGGAGAGAUCGGUGGAGAGGACGGUGGAGAGAAUGGUGGAGAGGACGGUGGAGAGCACGGUAGAGAUCACGGUGGAGAGGACAGUGGAGAGCACGGUGGAGAGGAUGGUGGAGAGAAUGGUGGAGAGAACGGUGGAGAGAACAGUGUAGAGAACAGUGUAGAGAACAGUGGAGAGGACAGUGGAGAGGAUGGUGGAGAGAACGGUGGAGAGCACGGUGGAGAGAAUGGUGGAGAGCACGGUGGAGAGAAGAGUGGAGAGAACGGUCGAGAGGACAGUGGAGAGGACGGUGGAGAGAUCGGUGGAGAGGACGGUGGAGAGAUCGGUGGAGAGGACGGUGGAGAGCACGGUAGAGAUCACGGUGGAGAGCACGGUGGAGAGGAUGGUGGAGAGCACGGUGGAGAGAACAGUGGAGAGAACUGUGGAGAGGACAGUGGAGAGGACGGUGGAGAGAUCGGUGGAGAGGAUGGUGGAGAGAAUGGUGGAGAGGAUGGUGGAGAGCACGGUGGAGAGGAUGGUGGAGAGGACGGUGGAGAGAUCGGUGGAGAGGAUGGUGGAGAGAAUGGUGGAGAGGAUGGUGGAGAGCACGGUGGAGAGGAUGGUGGAGAGAUCGGUGGAGAGGACGGUGGAGAGAAGUCAUUAAUCACUGAUGCAACGUCUCAAGGACUAUUUUGGUUUGCAAAUGUACCCUGUGGCUUAGCAUCAUUGACCCUCUGA
Molecule: messenger RNA, 1572 nt
Organism: Oncorhynchus nerka (sockeye salmon)
Lineage: Eukaryota; Metazoa; Chordata; Actinopteri; Salmoniformes; Salmonidae
Exons: 1
Coding region: 1-1572 (523 amino acids)
Source: RefSeq, a predicted model, not a curated record